AUGGCGAGCCAAAACGCCCUCGAGAAAGAGUCGGCACCGGCCGGAAAGGCAGUCUAUGACCCGGACUUCACUGCCCGUGUCAUUGCCGCUACGGGGCCGAACGCCAAUCCCCGUCUGGCCCAGAUUAUGCCGAGCCUGCUGCAACAUCUCCAUGACUUUGCAAGAGAAGUCGACUUGACAGUCGGUGAAUGGAUGGCUGGCGUGCAACUUAUCAACGAGGCAGGCCAAAUGUCCAACGACGCCCGUAACGAAACCCAACUUGUCUGCGAUAUCCUCGGCCUCGAAUCCCUCGUCGAUGAAAUAACCUCCACACAGCUCCAGCUCCAAACAACGUCCUCUCUCGCAGCAAACCCGACAUCGUCCGCCAUCCUAGGCCCUUUCUACCGCCACGACGCCCCUAUCCUCCCUAGCGGCAGCUCCAUCGUCUCCUCCCUCGACUCUCCAGAAUACCAAAAAGCCUCGACCCACCUGUACGGCCGUGUCCUCGACCAGAGCGGCAACCCGGUCCCCGGCGCCAUCGUCGACCUCUGGCACACCGCCCCGAACGGCAUGUACGAGCAACAGGACGCGGAUCAGCCGGACAUGGACCUCCGCGGCCGAUUCAGGACCGACGAGGAGGGGAGAUACUCGCUGUACUGCCUGCGGCCUGUGCCGUACCCCGUCCCCGACGACGGGCCCGGCGGCAAGAUCCUGAAGCUGCUCGACAGACACCCCUUCCGCCCCGCACACAUACACUUCAUCGUCUCGGCGGACGGGCACAGGCCGCUGACGACGCAGCUUUUCGACAGCGAGGAUAAGUUCCUCGAGAACGAUACGGUUUUCGCAGUCAAGAAGGAUUUGGUGGUGGAGUACAAACCGAGCGAGUCGGAUCCGAAGGCUGCCUGGGUUUUGGAGUACGACUUUGUGUUGCCGAGUACGUGA
Molecule: messenger RNA, 921 nt
Organism: Colletotrichum siamense
Lineage: Eukaryota; Fungi; Ascomycota; Sordariomycetes; Glomerellales; Glomerellaceae
Gene: HQD2-3
Product: Catechol 1,2-dioxygenase
Exons: 2
Coding region: 1-921 (306 amino acids)
Biological process (GO): catechol-containing compound metabolic process
Molecular function (GO): ferric iron binding; catechol 1,2-dioxygenase activity
Source: RefSeq, a predicted model, not a curated record